AAACAAAAAUAUCAUAAUCAAAAAAAAAAAAUUGUGUCCCCAAGACAAAGAAAGCUCAAAACUACUUAAAUUCGCCAUCUUUCAUCUCCACUCUUCUCUUAACACACACACACACAACACAACACCCUAAUCCAUUUCUCUCUCUCUCUCUCUCAACCAAAACCAAAAAAGAGAGAAUAAAGAGGAGAAAUCAAAAUAAAGCAAACCCAAUCUUUAACCUUCUUCAAGAACCCCAGAUUCGUUGUUACUUUCUCAUUCAUUCAUUCUUCUUCUUCUUCUUCUUCUUCUCAACAUUUUCUUGAUUCUUAAAGUAAAACAAGAAUCACACUUUGUUGUUUCAAGAAGCAAACAAAAACAAAAGUUUUCAUUUCUUUCCCAAGAUGAGAGAUUUGGUGUCAUGUUUUAGCGAGAACUCAAUAAACGUGACACAUCCAUUAUCAUUAUCAUCUUCAUCAUCAUCAUGUUCAAAGUACAGUACAAACAACGUUUGUAUCUCACCAUCAUCAUCAUCUCUCAUACCAUCAUCAACACAAACAGCCAUUACAAGCAUCUACAAGAUCACUCUAACCAAGCAUCAUCUCAUCAUCAAAGUCACUUGGUGUAAUCCACACAACAACAAUGGUCUAAGCAUCUCUGUUUCUUCCGCAGAUCAAAACCCUUCAACGCCUCUCAAACUCAACACUUCUUCUCGUUUCUUCCGUAAGAAGAAAGGUAACAAAUCUGUGGACUCUGAUCUCGGCAAGAUCGAGGUCUUUUGGGAUCUUUCUUCAGCUAAAUACGAUUCAAACUCUUGUGGUCCUGAGCCUAUCAAUGGCUUCUACGUUAUCGUCCUCGUUGAUGGUCAAUUAGGUCUUCUUCUUGGUGACACAUCCGAAGAGACUCUCCGUAAAAAGGGUUUCUCCGGCGACAUAGGUUUCGAUUUCUCUCUUGUUUCUCGACAAGAACACUUCACAGGGAACAACACUUUCUACUCGACCAAAGCUAGAUUCGUUGAGAAAGGAGACUCGCACGAAAUCGUCAUCAGAUGUAAUAAAGAAACAGAGGGUCUAAAACAGAGCACUCAUCAUCAUUACCCUGUUCUCUCUGUUUGUAUCGACAAGAAGACAGUGAUUAAAGUGAAGAGGCUUCAAUGGAACUUUAGAGGGAACCAGACGAUCUUUGUUGAUGGGUUGCUAGUGGAUCUGAUGUGGGAUGUUCAUGAUUGGUUCUUUAGUAAUCCAGGAGGAGGAGCUUGUGGAAGAGCUGUGUUCAUGUUUAGGACAAGGAAUGGUUUAGACAGUAGCAGGCUUUGGUUAGAAGAGAAGAUGGUUAAGAAAGAUGAACAACAAGACAAGCUUGACUUCUCUCUCCUCAUUUACGCCUGUAAGAGUUAAAAGAAACACAAAACUACAAAAAAAACAAAACUAAAGAAAACUCAAUUUUUUUUUGUUUUCUUUGUUUUUGAGAUUUAUUACAAGAAAUUGGUGAUUUGAUUAUGUUUUUUUAAUAUUUGAGAAUUUUUUUAUGGGUUUUUUUUCUUCUUGGGAGGAGGAGUAUAGAUUUUUUAUUUUUUUCUUACAUAUUUUAUAUUAUUUUUGAGUUGUGAUUUAAUAUUGAGAAAUUCGAAAAAUGUGAAUUUCUUCA
This is a messenger RNA of Capsella rubella, 1623 nucleotides long. RefSeq lists its product as uncharacterized. The transcript has a single exon. The record is from RefSeq and is a predicted model, not a curated record. The coding region runs from base 381 to 1373 and encodes 330 amino acids. Lineage: Eukaryota; Viridiplantae; Streptophyta; Magnoliopsida; Brassicales; Brassicaceae.